CUUCCCUCACGCCUUUCCUAUUCAGUCCGGGUGACACGUGUAUUUUACACACAUAAUGUUUACAAGGAAACAAGUGUAUUUUACACACAUAAUGUUGAAAGAAGGAAUUCGGGGGUGUAGGUUUUAUUAUACGUGAUUUUGAUGGUAGCCUGAGGGAGCCGUUCAGAUGCGGGCUCCUGGUAUGGUCUCCAUCCUUGCGACAGGAUUAUAUGCGUUGAAGGCUGGCCUUCUUUUCGCUAUUGAUGCCUCCUUUACACCUCUGAUAGUUGAAUCCGAUUGUCUGAAUGCUGUAAACAUGAUCAAUAGUGGAGAUGUCUGGUUUGCUACAGAGGGGGGGUCGAGUGGAGGAAAUCCGAAGGCUGCUGCACCAUAAUCCGUCGGUGACUGUUCGGCAAUUCCCUCGCCCUGCUAAUAAGGUGGCUCAUCGGAUUGCCAAGUUUAGUUUGCGGGACAGAGAUCUCUCAUACUGGCUGGAGUCCGGGGGCCAUGACUCAUGGAUUGUAUCCAGGAUGAUUGUCUUUCUUUAUAAUAUUGAUUUGUCUCUGUAAUCGGAAACAAUUGUCAAAGUCUUCUACAUUUACUCAGAAGGGGCGGUUAUGUUUUGUGUACUGGUGCAAGUAGUUAUCCUACAGCAUGGAUCUGGAAUCUAGAUCAACACACCAUAAUAAUAGCUCAUUGACCAACUCCAAAAUUACUUUGUUUGUGCUGACCUUAACUGAGCACUAGUAGCUGGUGAUGUGGUGCACUCUAGAGACCGGACAUAGAAAUACGUGCAGAUUAAAACGUUGUGCAAACCAAGACGUGGCAUUCAAUGGCACUAAAUGAGGUAGUUGUUCAAUGAGGCUGAAGCCCUCUUCCACAUGCAUGUAAUGUAACAGACAAGAAUAUAAAUCACUUAGCAAGGCUUCUACGACUCAUUUCAGAAGCAGAUCAUGGAGAAAAGGGCUUCUACACAAGCUGCUGUGCCACUGAUGAUGCUGCUGCUGCUUUUGUGGUUGUUUGUGUUCCCAGCACUGGCUUGCCCAUCGGACGGCAGUCAGUGUGGAGACUGUGUGGCUAAUCAGAUGAAGUUUGGAUGCCCAGAAUGCACGCCGGUUCUGCGGUGUAUGGCUCGAUGCUUGUGGAGGGGAAGCUCAAGGGCCAACUGUGUCAAGAGGUGUAACUGUGGUUCUGGUGGCAAACCUAAUCUCUCUGACUGCAAGAAAUGCAUGUUGCGCUGCAAGUGCAGCUGCAUGUCAUAGAUAGAUGACUUCCCAAGAAGCUGUGUGUCUCUAUGUGUCUACUUGUCCCAAAUUUUAUGUAUCUCCAGCUUAUUGAAAAAUCUCUUUAUAUGGUUUGUGAAU
Prunus dulcis (almond) is the source of this 1343-nucleotide messenger RNA. RefSeq lists its product as uncharacterized. NCBI's taxonomy places the organism in Eukaryota, Viridiplantae, Streptophyta, Magnoliopsida, Rosales, Rosaceae. Bases 933 to 1241 code for a protein of 102 amino acids. The transcript has 2 exons. The record is from RefSeq and is a predicted model, not a curated record.